AUGUCUACCAAGGAUCCGAGCUCCCCUGUAAAGCCCUCACCAACAGCCAACGUAAAACCAAGUCGUCUGCCCGCGCCCGCCCUCUUCGUCGGUCCUCCGUCCCGCAAUGCCUCCCAGCUCUCAGUCUCCCAUCAAGGUCUCGACCCAACUAAACCCCGUGACCCUCUGAACCGACAGCGCUCCGCUCUGGUACGGUCGGGUAACACGAAAGAUGGAACAGAUGCUAAAGACAAAGACCAUGCGAUGCCGACGCUCAAGAAGGCUAGUGAACGCGAGGCGGAUGCUAAGUGGAGGGAGAUGCAGUCAACGCUGAAUGAGGUGGAGCUUACGGCGCAGAGCUCUACGCACGUCUUUGGAGAGUCACAUGCUGCUGCAUUGGAGGAGCUGAGGAAGGCACAGAUUGAACUUGCCAGAGCUUGGGGCAGAGGGAAUGAGGAUAAAGGUAGUCCUACUAACCCACAAGCCGACAGGUUCAGCGAAGCGGAAAGUAUCGCCCGUGAUCGCCAGACCGGUGUCGGUGGGAGGAAUAGAGGUAACACGGACGCCUCAGCCUCCACGGUCCUCUCAGACGAGAGUGUGUUGAGUAGCGGUACGGCGCGGUCACCGUUGGAAGACGAGACAGCACAGGACAUCAAGCUCGCUUCCGAGAGGCGGGCGGCGAACGAGGCGUAUUUCAAGAAGGUCGAGGGUGGGGUUAAGGAGGUGGUGAAGAAGCUGGAGGUGGUGGCUGAAGCUAUGAGGGGAGUGGAGGGUGAGAGUAGGAGUCUGUGGAGUCAGAGUUCUGGGUCGAGGAGUGAAGAUCUGGGUGAGGGGAUGGACAGUGCGGGCGGGAGAGAAGGGAAGGCACAGACGACAAAUGGUUGA
Molecule: messenger RNA, 864 nt
Organism: Recurvomyces mirabilis
Lineage: Eukaryota; Fungi; Ascomycota; Dothideomycetes; Mycosphaerellales; Teratosphaeriaceae
Exons: 1
Coding region: 1-864 (287 amino acids)
Source: RefSeq, a predicted model, not a curated record